AUGUCGUCGCCGUCACAACGCCGGCAGCGCAGUUCCCAGUCUGCCACGCCGCGUCGGUCUACUCGCCAGUCUGAAGCCAACACCCCUCACAAUGCGCCUUCACAGGCGGCCUCAAGCCCGAUUUUCUUUCAGUCCUCAUCUCCCGGCCCCGGAGUUGGUCAGGAGCAUGACACGAAUGGAGACGUGUCGUCGCCUUUGAGGCAGAUGACGGAUAGCCAGAGCACGCAAGCCCAUGCCGCUACCCCUAGCUCUCCGUUGCGGCAAAUGUCCGAGUCGCAGACACCUCGAGAUGAUCCUCAGAGAACGCCUAGAGCAAGCGGGACCUUUGCCGGAGAGUCAUCACCAAUCCGAUACGAACCGAGUUCCAGUCCUGGCCGAUCACUUGGUCACCGAUCAGAGCUACGCAGCGAGAGCAGCGGCUUGUUUGUUGGCUCAGAGAGAGGUCACUCUGCUGCUUACAGACGAGGAGAUAUCAACUCGGAUGCCUUGCGAACGCCUCGCGCCCCCCGACGCAUUAUCCUGGAUGACACUGGCCGCGUUGUCCAAGAGGGCCAAACCCCUGGCUCGGAUGCUGCGUCUUUCACCAAUCGAGACCCCAACACGUCUGAAGCUGAUGUUCUUGGCGGCCAAGGCCAAAGCCUCAUCUGGGGUACAACUGUAUCCAUUGAUGACACCUUUGCAGGAUUCAAAGACUUCCUACGCCACUUCACCCAAAAGUACAGAAUGUACCGGGAUGGCUUCUCAGAUGCAGAAGUGCAGGCCGCGCCGGAUGCCGAGUCCAAACCCUACGUAGAAGCUAUGGAAAACAUGUUGCUUCUUGGCACUACGAGGCUGUACCUCGACAUUUCUGACCUGAAUCUGUACCCUCCCACUCGCAAGCUGUGGUACCAAAUCCAAGCAUAUCCUCAGGAAAUCGUCCCCAUCAUGGAUCAGUCCGUCCAUGAUUUGAUGGUAGAACUGGCACGAGCGGAUUCUCUCAAAAACCGGCAAUCUCAGAGCAGUGCUGGUCAACAGGACACCCAGAACAGUACCCAGAGCUCGGAACCCGUCUUUCCCAGCUCUGACAGACCUGACGACCCUGCUACUCCCCGCCCGCCGCAAGACCAGCCGUCUUUGGAGGACCAAGUAUCUGCGAACUUGUACGUCGUCCGUCCCUUUGGGCUCGACAAGACGAUCAACUUGAGAGAUUUGAACCCGUCUGACAUGGACCGCCUCAUCUCUAUAAAGGGUCUCGUCAUUCGGACAACGCCCGUCAUCCCUGACAUGAAGGAUGCAUUUUUCCGUUGCAAUGUUUGCAACCACUCUGUCAACGUCGGCCUCGACCGGGGCAAGAUUCGUGAGCCAACCGAGUGUCCUCGCCAGAUUUGUAACUCCAAGAACUCCAUGCAGAUCGUCCACAACAGAUGCUCAUUUGAAGACAAGCAAGUCAUCAAACUGCAAGAGACUCCUGAUGCCGUGCCUGCCGGUCAAACCCCUCACUCCGUCUCAGUCUGCGUGUAUAACGAACUCGUCGACUUCUGCAAGGCCGGUGACAGGGUCCAGUUGACGGGGAUAUUCCGAGUCAGCCCUGUGCGAGUCAACCCACGUCAACGCGCCGUCAAGAGCGUAUACAAGACCUACGUUGAUGUUCUUCACGUUCAAAAGGUCGACAAGAAGCGUAUGGGAGCCGAUCUCACCACACUCGGCGUCGAAGGCGAAGAGGACGCCGAUAACGGUGGAAACGGGCUAGAACAGACUCGUGUCAUCACACCUGAGGACGAAGCCAAGAUUCGAGAAACGGCUGCCCGUGAUGACAUCUACGAGCUUCUGGCCCGGUCUCUCGCGCCUUCAAUCUACGAAAUGGACGACGUCAAGAAGGGUAUUCUCCUGCAACUUUUUGGCGGCACAAACAAGACGUUCCAAAAGGGCGGCAGUCCCAAGUACAGAGGCGACAUCAACGUACUGCUUUGCGGUGACCCUUCUACUUCAAAGUCCCAGAUGCUCUCCUAUGUCCACAAGAUUGCUCCUCGCGGUGUCUACACCAGCGGCAAGGGCUCCUCAGCCGUCGGUCUCACAGCCUACGUGACCCGCGACCCCGAAACCAAGCAGCUCGUGCUCGAGUCCGGCGCCCUGGUCCUGUCAGACGGCGGUGUCUGCUGCAUCGACGAAUUCGACAAGAUGUCUGACGCAACGCGCUCCGUCCUCCACGAGGUCAUGGAGCAGCAGACCGUCUCUGUCGCCAAAGCAGGCAUCAUCACCACCCUCAACGCCCGAACCAGCAUCCUCGCCUCUGCCAACCCUAUCGGCAGCCGCUACAACCCUGACCUCUCCGUACCCCAAAACAUAGACCUGCCCCCAACCCUACUCUCCCGUUUUGACCUCGUCUAUCUGAUCCUCGAUCGCGUCGACGAGAAGGCGGACAAGCGUCUCGCCAAGCACCUUCUCUCUCUCUACCUCGAAGACAAGCCUCACUCUGCCCCCACAAGCAACGAUAUCCUCCCCGUCGAGUUCCUCACCCUCUACAUUUCCUACGCCCGCUCUCAGAUUCAGCCCGUCAUCUCCCGUGAGGCCGGCGAGGAGCUCGUCAGCGCAUACAUUGCUAUGCGCGCUCUCGGCCAGGACGUCCGCGCCGCGGAGAAGCGCAUCACCGCCACGACGCGUCAACUCGAGAGCAUGAUUCGUCUCUCCGAGGCCCACGCAAAGAUGAGGCUCUCGGACACCGUGACAAAGGAGGAUGUCCGCGAGGCCAACCGUCUCAUUCAGAGCGCCCUCAAGACGGCCGCCACCGAUUCCCAAGGCCGCAUCGACAUGUCUCUUUUGACCGAGGGCACGAGCACGGCCGACCGCAAGCGCCGCGGAGAAUUGAGAGACGCUAUUUUGAAAUUGCUGGACGACAUGACGGCUGGUGGGAAUAGCGUUCGAUGGGGCGAUGUGUCGAAGCGCCUGGCUGAUGGCGCGAGUAUGCCUGUGGAGGCGGCCGAGUUUAACGAGGUCAUGAGGGCUUUGGAGACGGAGAAUCUCAUCCUGAUUAGCGGCGAGGGAGCCAGGAGGAACGUUCGUAGAGUAACAGCUGUUGCGUAA
This is a messenger RNA of Metarhizium brunneum ARSEF 3297, 3060 nucleotides long. RefSeq names its product DNA replication licensing factor mcm4 (gene mcm4). The record is from RefSeq and is a predicted model, not a curated record. Gene Ontology annotation, biological process: DNA replication; DNA strand elongation involved in DNA replication; double-strand break repair via break-induced replication. Gene Ontology annotation, cellular component: MCM complex; nucleus. Gene Ontology annotation, molecular function: single-stranded DNA helicase activity; ATP binding; single-stranded DNA binding. Lineage: Eukaryota; Fungi; Ascomycota; Sordariomycetes; Hypocreales; Clavicipitaceae.